Molecule: messenger RNA, 1353 nt
Organism: Theileria equi strain WA
Lineage: Eukaryota; Apicomplexa; Aconoidasida; Piroplasmida; Theileriidae
Exons: 2
Coding region: 1-1353 (450 amino acids)
Source: RefSeq, a predicted model, not a curated record
AUGGGAGAUCAGAGGCUUCAGAAAGGCGCCAUGUUUAUGGCAGGGCUGACUCUGUUGCAGUCUCUCCGUGUGGCGUUAACUGGAGCAAAGUUUGCACUUGACAGAUUUAAAAUUCCUCAACAACAUGCCAGUUCGUUCAUUAACAUGGUCCAUAAUCCUAUGGAACUGGCAACGUUUACUGGGAUGGGUAUUAUGACCAGUCUGUCAUUUAUACCCGAUCUUAAGGACUCUUUCAAAUGGUUCGCCAUAUUUACUAACAUAGCACUGUGUUGUUCCUUCAUUCUACUCCUCAUCGCAUUUACGUCUGGAGGCUCGUUAGGUGAUUUAACGUUCUAUUACUGGACUAUCGUCCUAGUCUCAUUUAUUUACGGACUGAAUGUGGCAGCUGUAAUGAAUGUUGGAAGUGCAAAUGCCGCCUUUUUCAAUGUAGGAAUUCCUCUCUCUGGUAUCCAAGUUUGCAUUUACUACUUUAUCUUUACGAAGCUUGCUGAGUGGUGUAACUGGUCAAACGUUAGCUACUGGAUCAUAUUUUGGCAGCUUAUCAUAGCAAUAAUUAUAUCAGCAGUCUCAGCUGCUAUCUGGAUUUAUGCCUAUAGACCAGAUGUUGCUAAUGGUUCUCCUUCUGCUGUCCCUCAAGAUUUAGGCGAAUAUACUGCUUUGUCUCCGAUUCUCAUGGGAAUGGUAGGUAUGGGUGCUAUAUAUGCCUUCUACCCGGCCAUUGCUCCUUACAAAUUGACUGACGUUGGUACUGGCUACCAUAUUGAUCUUGUUGUUUUAUUCAUGAGCGCUGUUCCUGGUAUUUUAAUUGCAGCUUUAUGCCUACGUGGAAAAGGUCCAGACAAAAAUUGGAGGACUAAUAAUGCUCCAUGGUGGCAUGCUGCUUGGUUCUUGGCAUUUCCACAUCUUACUGCUAUGGUCUUAUGCUUGGUUACACUUCAUUACCCUAGUAGUGGAAUGGCGAAUUCUAUAAAGAGCAGUGGUUUAAAGGUUGGAGCUAUUACCAUUACGCUAAAGUUCUGUGAGGAAGGACUAAAAGCGGUUUCAUAUGCUGGAGCCGGUAAGCAAGAUGGAGGUGCUAUCUCCUCUUUUAAUGCGUUCACAUCCCAAGGUUUAAUGAUCAUCUUGGCUUUUACUGGAGACGGUUACCUAAAGACUUACUCCAAGUAUGAGAAUGAUCGGAGUAAAUGGCCUACUAAGAAUUUUGGCUUCUGGAGGUCCAUCUCUUACUGGGCAGGGAAUGGAGCAUAUGUAGCAUGCAAGAGUGUUAAGUCCUCCUUUACCACUAAUGUCAGAUGCAAAGUUUUGGGUAAAUCAGAGGCUUUACUCAUCGUCUAUGCAGAUCAGGAAUUUUAG